Messenger RNA from Limulus polyphemus (Atlantic horseshoe crab), 3010 nucleotides. Its product is annotated as adhesion G protein-coupled receptor L2-like. The record is from RefSeq and is a predicted model, not a curated record. Gene Ontology annotation, cellular component: membrane. Gene Ontology annotation, molecular function: G protein-coupled receptor activity. The coding region runs from base 156 to 2762 and encodes 868 amino acids. Lineage: Eukaryota; Metazoa; Arthropoda; Merostomata; Xiphosura; Limulidae. Gene Ontology annotation, biological process: cell surface receptor signaling pathway; adenylate cyclase-activating G protein-coupled receptor signaling pathway. The transcript has 19 exons.
UACAGAACUGUUAUGUUUCUCUGGCGAUCGUUAUUAGUGGAAGCUAAAUGUGAUCGCUCUUACAGUGUCUUCGAAUACAGUGUUCUGCUUAUGAGUAUGUACGUGUAUAUACACAUUCAUGUUCUCUAAGUAUACAAACAUUACGCUAGUUCGGGAUGAGAAACGUUUCUGUGACUGUUCUAUUAACUCUGGCAACUAUACAUAUUACCGUAUUCAUAGUUACUUGUCAGUCCAGCUCGACCGCACAAAAGGCUGACAGAAAGUUACCUAGAGAGGAAAUUCAUGCCUGUUGUAACAAAUCAAAUUCUUAUUGUAAUGAAGAUACAUGCUACAUUUUCUACACGGAAGAUCACUUGUGGAAUGAUGCCUGGCAGCUCUGCUUGUCCCCUUACCCAGAAUUCCCAGACUUAUUGAGUAUUUUUGAAAUCAAUAGUAAAUCCGAAUUGGAUGAAGUGAUGAAAUUCGUGACGUCACACGACCCUGUAUCAGCCAGUGCAGGUAUCUGGACCAGCGGCUUUAGGUCUCCAGUUCGUGAAGCAGGAAUACCCUACGAGAAACGUCAGUGGCUUAGCGGCGGCCACAUUGAAGACUGGUUGACAAAUUCAUCGGAGAAUUCAAUAGAAGGAAUACAAAGCGAAUUAGGAUUAUCAUAUCUAUAUUUUACAACCACUGGUGUAACCCAAUAUAGUGUUAACUUUGAUCCUGUAAAUGAAACACACUCAGUGAUUUGUGAGUUUCAUUUUCUUGAGAAAACAACAACCUCCAGUGUUUCACCCAGCUCAACUCCCAAACCACAAAUUCCUGGGAAGUACUGUAAAGGACGGUUUCAAAGAGAAGUUAAUUGGCCUGACACACCUAUAGGAAAGACAUCUCUACAGCCUUGUCCACGCGGAGCAAGAGGAAAUGCAACAUGGUUUUGUGACCCUAAAACAAAUGAUUUUUAUCCAUCUUUGCCUUCCUUCAAGCACUGUAAACAACGAUGGCUCGAAGAUCUUGAAAAUGAGGUUCACAAAGAUAAAGGCUUGGACCUUUUGGAUAUUUCUUCAAUAUUAGCCAAUAAGACUAACGAGAUAGAUUUGUUCGGAGGUGAUCUUUCAUCAGUUCUCGAUAUUUUGAGUGAACUUCAGAAUAAGUUUGAUGAAAAACUGACCGACAAAGAAAAGAUUCUGAAUUUCACAGACAGCGUUACUUCAACAAUGAAUAACGUACUAGAUGAGAAGCAGGGACAAGCCUGGGAAGAUCUUCUGAAGAACGAACAGAGAGAACCGGCAAGCAGAAUUUUGAAGGAAAUGGGGAAAGUUGGCGAAAGACUUGGUUGUUACGUAGACAAUAAUAGCACAGAAGUGCAGAGAUCCAAUAUCGCGCUAGAAGUAUUCAAGUUCCUUGGAAAUUCCAUUGUGGAAAACCAUCGCUUUCCUUCCGAAAAAUUCCAAAAAAGAUAUAAAUCUAGCCUGGAAAUAGAGGGUGGUUUGACGUUUGAUGAAUGGCCUCGUGUGUGUGAUUUCAUGACUGGUUUUGGUGUCUUGUAUGAACAAAUCAACAAUUUUUUGAGUCCGCUCAAAGGAAUUAACAGUUCACUAGAUAACACUAAAGUAAAUUCUCAAGUCGUGGGAUUCACAUUCGGAAAGCACAACUUUUCUUUUAACCUGCCCGAGGGCAAGUUUGUCAGAAUUUCUUUGGAGCAUCUUGAAGUGGACGAAUUUACCAACCCACGUUGUGUGUUCUGGAAUUUUUCUAAAAGUUCUGGUGGAGAUUGGGAUGAAAGUGGUUGUCAUCUUACAAAGACUAGUCGUACUCACACACAAUGUUCGUGUUCCCACCUGACGAACUUUGCUGUUUUGAUGGAUAUAGGAGGGGUGGUUCCGAAUAAUGAAAUUAUGAAUAUCCUUUCCACCUGCUGCUGUUCUUUGUCUAUUGCAGCCCUGGUUUUGUCUAUAUUUUGUUUCAUUUCAUUCAGGGCCCUCAGAACUCGUCGAAUCAUGAUUACAUGUAACCUGUCGGUUUGUCUACUGGUUAUGAACCUCCUAAUUCUAACUGGAUUAAAUCACACCCAGCAUAAGGUGGCGUGUGCAUUGAUUGCUGGAGUUUUACAUUAUGCUGUGCUUGCAGCCUUUGCGUGGAUGCUACUGGAAGGACUUUACCUCUACCAAACCCUAGUUCUUGUAUUUAGUAGGUUAAACGAUGUGAAGCCGGUGUGGUUUUAUGUAUUUGGAUACGGAUUACCACUUGUCAUAGUAGCAGUUUCAUCUGGCGUUCGAUACUCUGAUUAUGGAACGGAAAAACACUGUUGGCUUUCUCGAGUAGACGGUCUUAUGUGGAGUGUUGCUGGUCCAGUUGGUUUUGUCAUCUUGGUUAAUACAGUGUUUUUCAUUAUGGGCCUACGUUCUGCCUCGUCCGUAAAAAUCAGAAACCACCAGACACAAGCCAUCAAAACAUUAAACUUUUUGAAAGGCUCCUUCUCUUUGAUGGUACUACUUGGACUUACGUGGACGUUCGGUUUUUUUCUCACAUCUGAAAAGACCAUGGUGAUGGCAUACAUUUUUUUGGUCCUAAACGGGCUCCAGGGACUGUUCAUAUUUAUCUUCCAUAUCUUGGUGAAUGAAAAUUACAGAAAUAGACUUUUGAGUGUGUUGACAGGAAAACGAACAACCCAACCAGUUAGCAACAUGGCUCUGAAACAUUCUUCUCGAAUGAGUGAGUUGGGUCAUCCAAACCGAUCUGACAGCCGUAAAACUACCACCUCCAUGGUUGCACUGAACUAAUCACCAUUCUAAGACAUCGUCCGUCGAUUAAGUUCCAAAAAAGACCCUUGAGAAAAGUAUUAUUUGUAAAAUUAUAUCAAGUUGCUGAAAUUACCCACUAUUUGUAUUCUUACUGACCAGAGCAAGGUAGUUAUCUUCUUAGACGAAAGUAUUCUAUGCGUUAAAUGAACCCAGAACAAGUUAUUUUUUUUAUCAUUUUUGAGUCAUUGUAAUUUCAGUCUAUGGAAAAUACAACUUAAUGAAACAAA